Molecule: messenger RNA, 900 nt
Organism: Penicillium cinerascens
Lineage: Eukaryota; Fungi; Ascomycota; Eurotiomycetes; Eurotiales; Aspergillaceae
Product: PaaI family thioesterase
Exons: 3
Coding region: 1-900 (299 amino acids)
Source: RefSeq, a predicted model, not a curated record
AUGCUCCGACCGACUUUUUCUCUCGUUUCCGACCUCACUCCCCGUCUCAAUCCCACUCCUUUACGGCUUCUUUCACGUACUCCCCGAUCAGGGUCUCCUUUCAUUCACCCCCGGCGAACUCCCCGACUCUACUCUACCGAAUCAAACCCUUCCGUUCACCCGCCUCCCCCUCCGCGGUCGCGCCUCCGCCGCAUCGCAGGCUUCACCUCAAUCGCAGUCCUCGCGUUUACCCUAGGCCUUGUCUACCAAACCCAGCUCACCGUCUCACGAAUCAUGUCCGCCGCAGUUUUAACCGACGAGGAGACCCUCUCCGCAUACAUGCCCGCAGACGCGCGGGCCGCGGAGAUCGAGCAACACCUCCGCAACCACCCCGAAGCCGAGAAGCUGCGUGCCAACCCGGACUUCAAGGAAGCGCGCCCGCACCUUAAGAUCCCCGAGACUCUGCGCCCGCGCAGUCUGACAGCGGGUACAUUGUCAGGACCUAACAAGAUUGUCGUGCCGCCGCUGGUCUUCAGCGAGAAGGGUGGCAAGAGCAUGGUCUCGCUCAUGUACCUGGGCUCGGAUAUGUGCGGCCACAUUGGUAUCAUCCACGGGGGUUUGCUGGCUACAUUGCUGGACGAGGGUCUGGCGCGUUGCUGUUUCCCCGCGCUGCCGAAUAAGGUCGGCGUUACAGCCAACUUGAAUAUUGAUUAUCGCGCUCCGGCUAUGGCGGACUCCUACGUCGCUCUCCGGGCCGAGACCGUCAGGGUGGAGGGUCGGAAGGCGUGGGUCGAGGGGCGCAUCGAGACUCUCCCGGAGGACGGUAAGGAGCCCGUGGUGCUGGUUGAGGCCAAGGCCUUGUUUAUCGAGCCCAGGCAGGCUGCUGCAAUGUCAAACUUGUACCGUGGCGUGACGGAGUGA